ACCGCGUGUCCGCCGCUCAUUCACAUCCAGAUUACCGUAAGAUCGGGACGGGCGGUGCGCGUCGCCUCCUCAAUCGGGACGUUAUGGCACCUCGGCUGCUCGUCGGAGACGCGCGCGUUCUGCAAAAUGCUCACACUGGCUAUGCGGAGGGAGCACGAGGAUCGGGCCGCAAGGGCUGGUGACGCUUACGGACGCCAUCAGGGGGUUCAUUCUGGUGGUAACGGGGUAGACGGUAUUUCCGGAAAUUCAGGUGUUGUCGGUGUUAGUGGUGGUGGUUUCGGAUUUGGUAGUGGUGGUGCGGUGAGUGGUGACGAAUUCGUAGACAUCCUGCAAGUGCAACAAUUAUUACUCGACGGGGGUUCCCGUGGGAGAUCGGGAAUCGGAGGAGUUAGGGAGCCGGUGACGGCGCCGGACGCUGUUUCACCCUCCCCUGCUCCUUCCAGACUGUUGGACGCCGUCCCGGCGCCCUCCUAUUAUUACGGAGGAUACGGCCAACACGGACCUCCGACCACCAGCGUUGAUGACUUGGUAGCAUUGUGGUUUGCUGGACCUUCCGCUCCAGGCGUUCCACAAGGGACAGCCCUACAAAACACCCCGUCCACCAUGACCAUGGACGCAUUGGACACGCUGCCAGCCCAGCACCAUCACCACCAUCAUCAUCACUCCACGUUCUUGCUGACGGAGGCGGCUGCGGCCGCCCACCACUUCAACGUGCUCAGUUUUGAACCCUGUUUGUAUCGGGGAGCUGGUUCUAGCAUAGAAAGCGGCGGAAGUCCCGUUCCGGCGGCCACGGGGGUGGCCCCCGAAGACCCGCAGCCGUCGGAACCACAACCAGGAGAUUUAAACACCCCCGUAACCACCUCCGGGGAUAUCCCUACGUUCUUCGGUCCCACCACCGUCGUGGAACCACCACCCAUCACAGGUUCCCUAGAAGGCGAAGAACUCUCUUUAGAGCAACAACAACAACAACAAAGUCCUAGACAGUCGCCGGCGAACAGUCAAAUUGGCGAACGUGGUACACCCCAAGAACCCGCGAUAAGUCCCGGCUUAAGAGAAGAGGAUUGUAGCAAUUCUCUCAGCAUGUACCCAUCAGGAGUUCCAACCAGUUCUAAUAAUAACAAUGUUCAAAAAAUGAGAUCGGUUUAUUCGACAUCAUCGAGUCCUAUGUCUUCGGGGAUCCAACAGCAGCUUCAAACGAACAGUCCUUUGAAUGUGUCCCAAUCAAUGUCGCAUUCGCCCCCUUGGAUUUUAACGAAUCCCGAUAAACCUUUAUACCCCAUGUUUAUGAUGGGAAACCAAAGCCAGUCACCACAACAGUACCAUUCUGCUACGCCGAGUCCAGCGGGAACCCAAUACGAUGAUCGAUCUCAAACGGAACAUUUAAUGUUAAACAUCGAAUCUAAUAUUACCAUGAAACAACCUCCGUCUUAUCCGAGUUGCACAUCUGCAAGUCUACAAUUGGAGAUGCCGCAACAAGAUUUAGUGUAUUCGCGAGUUACCCAACCGUUGGUUUCGAACGCUAAAUACCAAUGGGACUCUGAUUACCAAGGAUCCAGCGGCCUAAUCGUGGCGGGACCUUCAAGUUUAGUGCCAAAACAAGAACCUUCGUACAGUGGUGCGUGUUCGAGUGAGGGAGGCUCGCAAUCUUACGGGGUACAAUUAGCCGAAUAUAAUCCCUCGACGAGUAAAGGACAUGAAAUUCUUUCGCAAGUGUACCAACAAUCCCCGGUGCCCUUAAAACUCGUCCCCGUUAAACCAAGAAAAUACCCAAAUAGACCCAGUAAAACCCCAGUCCAUGAAAGACCUUACGCGUGUCCCGUCGAAAAUUGCGAUCGAAGAUUUUCAAGAUCCGACGAAUUAACCCGACACAUAAGAAUCCAUACCGGACAAAAACCUUUUCAAUGCCGAAUUUGUAUGAGAUCAUUUUCAAGGUCAGAUCACCUAACAACGCACAUAAGAACCCACACCGGAGAAAAACCGUUUUCCUGCGACGUUUGCGGGAGAAAAUUCGCGAGAAGCGACGAAAAGAAACGACACGCCAAGGUCCAUUUAAAACAACGAAUGAAAAAAGAGAACAAAAUGAGUUCGGCGUCUUCUUCGUCACAAUCCGCUUCGCAACAAAGCCAACAACAAAGUCACCAUCAUCAUCACAUGCAUCCACAUCAUUUACAUCAACCGCACACGGUGACCAGCGAAGAUCCGUUAUCACUUCCGGUGGUUACGACGACACUGUGAGAAUUGCCCAUAGCCGAAUUGGCACCCGGCGAAUGUGUGCUCUUCAUACGUGAAGAUUGUGACUUGAAUGCGGCCGAUGCAGAAUUGAUUUAUGUACGCAUUGAGUAGCGUGAAAAAGUCUGAUGAUGGACGAAACCUGUACUCAGCUACCUGACCAUGAUCUCUAGAAGCCCACGUCUUGUGCGCAGCGUGCCAUGUUUCUCUUCAGUUUUGGUGUAAAUAUAUAAUAGAAGAGAAGGAGUUGUUGCUGUACAGAGUGUACAGAGUAUACAGAGUGAGAGUGAAAAAUAUGAACUGUUAAUACCCUUUUUCUACUACCGUACUUCUACCGCUAUUACUGUUAAAUAGUAAUUAGGGAGAAAAAUGUUUCGAAAUUUUUAUACUGCUCUUUCUUUUUUUGAAAGAUUAAAAAGAAAUUGCCCUGUUAAUAAUUGUGUAUUAUAGUUUUAUUGAUAGUUUUUUCUCAUUUUUUUGUUAUCGUUGGGAAAGCUCAAUCACGUCUUUUUUUUCACUUAAAUCUCCAAAUUGUUUCUUUUUUUGAUUAAAUUAAGGCUUAAAUCAUGCUCAAAUUAAAAUUAAAAAAAAGAUGUGCUUGAUCAAACCAUCGACUCAAUAAAUAAAUUUAAAAGAAAAAUAUUUUUUUAUAACUUAACAUGAAAGCUUUAAUCUAUUAAUACUGUUUUUAUUUUUUAAUUUUCUGUUUUUACCCUAAAAAAAAUAAUUAAUUAAUCGAAAUUUAUUCGAAUAAUUUGGCCUAAAAUUUACGCAUUAAAUUGAAUCUUCUAACUUUAUUUACUCUCUAAGAAAAAUUACUAAAAAAAAUGAAACACAUUCCGUACCGCAACGUAUAAAUAAGAUUUAAAUCCGUGUUUGUUCUGUUAAUAUUUUUUUAUAAACAUUUGUAGAGAACCGGUCUUGUUAAAAAGAGUCAAUAAUUAAAUUAAAAAUAAAUAAAAGAGAACGCAACGAGUAUUUUGCGUUUACGUUUCCGGGGAGUUCGAAAUCUGCCUUAAAAGAAGUGUCUUGUCCAAAUCAAAAAAAAAUUAAAUAAAAAUAAAACGGAGGAAGUUAUUGGUGCAAAUAGUUACCCAAAGCAAAAAAAUUCUAAUGUUGUUAUCACUGACAAGGUAUAUUUUUCUACGGCAGGAAAUCAGGAUUAAAAAAUUAAAAAGCAUCAUCUAGGACAAUCUUGGUUGAUUUAUGGAUAAAUUAAUAAAAAAAUAAUAGGCCUAAAUUCUUGUAAAUAAAUGUAUAUACAAUAAAAAAAAGAUUGCAGCACAAAAAAGAAAAGAAUGUUUUUCUUAAACCCACCUCAAGCACAAUCGAUUCUAAUUCUAUUUUUGUAACUUAAAAAUCAUUUAUAAAUGUUACCCAUUUAUCCAAAAUAAAAAAAAAAUGCUAGGAGGUGGUAAAAAAAAAUCUGGAGACGGUAAACGACUCAUGAGGCUGUUGUAUCGUUGAUUGUGAUAUAUUCGAAGAUAUAAACGGAACUUAUGUGAGAAGUUAUAGAAAGAGUAUUUAUUUGUACAUGUUCUCAGAGGCCGAUUUCGCGUAAUUUAAGCCUUAAUUAACUGUUAUUGUCACCGUAAUACGAAGGAAUACCGUUCGAGUCGAUGUAAUAUAUUCGUUUCUAAGUGGUUGUGCCCUUCGAAAAAAAAUCUAUGGAAAGUCUCAGACAAAAUAAAAAUGCUGAUUAAAUUUA
Molecule: messenger RNA, 3937 nt
Organism: Onthophagus taurus
Lineage: Eukaryota; Metazoa; Arthropoda; Insecta; Coleoptera; Scarabaeidae
Gene: sr
Product: zinc finger domain-containing protein striped
Biological process (GO): regulation of transcription by RNA polymerase II
Molecular function (GO): RNA polymerase II cis-regulatory region sequence-specific DNA binding; DNA-binding transcription factor activity, RNA polymerase II-specific
Source: RefSeq, a predicted model, not a curated record